Toxotes jaculatrix (banded archerfish) is the source of this 4024-nucleotide messenger RNA. RefSeq names its product RMI1, RecQ mediated genome instability 1, homolog (S. cerevisiae) (gene rmi1). The transcript is spliced from 9 exons. Gene Ontology annotation, cellular component: RecQ family helicase-topoisomerase III complex; nuclear body. Gene Ontology annotation, biological process: resolution of meiotic recombination intermediates; double-strand break repair via homologous recombination. The record is from RefSeq and is a predicted model, not a curated record. The coding region runs from base 746 to 2947 and encodes 733 amino acids. Lineage: Eukaryota; Metazoa; Chordata; Actinopteri; Toxotidae. Gene Ontology annotation, molecular function: nucleotide binding.
GCAGUUAGAUUGGUAAUUUAUUGUGGAUGUUCAAGUUAAUCCUGUUAAUCAGCUGCGAUCUGUAAGGGUAUUGUAGAUAUAUGUCUUUCUAUGAAUUUGUGGAGGUUGACUAAAACUGCCGUUGGAUUUAAGAGCUUCUGUGGUCAUGUACGGACACUAACUAAGGUACAGCAGUGUCAACUAAAACUAAAAAGUCGAUGCAGUCAACUUUGGCGCCCUGACUACUUUCCGCAACACUUCGUGGUAGAGGCUGCCUCCCCGCGUCUCAGUUUCUAGACGUGACCGCCUGCAGAUACACAGGGCUUAUCCAAGCUGAUGUGACCGCAGAAAAAUAACAGAAAGCAAUUCUCCCAUGGUCUGUGUUCUGGUAUUAAGUGGUUCCAGAGAUGCAGAGAGAAGAUGACCCCUUAACACAGAAACACCCCUUUAAGCCCUCAGGGAUUUCAGGGUGCUGUGUCAUGAAAUAAAUUAAAUUGAAGCAUUUGAGCCACUGAAAUUUGACAAUUAAUGUGCCAUCACAAACCUUUUAAACACAGUUUGAUGUAUUUACAGUAUAGUUGUAAACAGGAACUAUUUCGCCUGCAAAUAAAAUCAAGAAUGUGUUAUUCAACAUAGAGUCAUUACUGAUAAAUGUAAUUAAAUAUUGACUGAAUUCAGUAACCAGCUUUUGGGCUGCAACAGCUUCAAAAUAACAAUCUACCAGAAGCAGAAAGUGGACUAAGUUGAAUACACACAGAGGAAGAGGAUGGCCCCUGAGAUCCAGGCAGUGGUACGUGCUACCCAAGCGUGGCUGCAGUCCUCCUGGCAUGUCCAGGUGCCCUUUGCCUGGCUGGAGGCCUGUGUGGAGUGGCUACAGCAAGAGGCAGGUCACCUGUCGCAGCAGCAGAUCAACCAACAGGCACUGGACCAGUGGCUGUUGACAGAUCUGAGGGACCUCGACUACCCUGUUCUCCCCGAAGGUCUUGCUGAGGCUCAGAAAACUGAACUCAGUGGCACCUUCUGUGUGCAGGUUGACUCAUUUCUGGACAUCAGUCAGCCUGCAUAUGGUCAGCUGCAGAAGUGGAAGGGCACAGACUGUGCCAACGAUGAGGUGUCUGCAGUCACACAGACAACCCAGAGGCCCUGGGAAGCCAGACCAACCCGUAUGCUACUGCUGCAGGUAACAGAUGGAGUCCAAAACUUAGAGGCCAUGGAGUAUCAGCCUAUCCCUGCACUCAGCUCAACACUCAGGCCUGGUGCGAAGCUGCAGUUGCAAGGACAGGUGGUUUGCCGACUUGGGAUGCUGCUGCUGGGGCCAUCCAACAUCAAAGUCCUGGGUGGUGAGGUGGAGGACAUGGUGGAAAGGAAUAACCGGGGCCGGGUGUUGUGUCGGACGCUGGGACUUCCUGAGGAGGAGCAGCAGCAGCAGCAGCAGCAGCAGCAGCAGCAGGAGGAGGGAGAAGAGGUCCCACAAGCACCACAACAAGGUAACGAGGAAAUGGGGGACCUGGGGCUUGAUGACGCGGAGCUGUUGGCCAUUCUGGAGGCGCAGGGGGGAGUGGAAAGGGUUCAGGUCGGGUCUGUUCAAGACAGUGGUUACAGGACACUCAGUGAGACCUCCACUCAGUUCUCGAGAAGCUCCUCUGUCAGGAGCCACGUCUUUGCAGCCUCAUCCAGAAGUGAAGCCUCCAUCAGCUCUUACAUAACGUCCCAGAGCAGCAGAGGUGGUUCGGUCCAAGGUGAUGGCCACAAUAACGAACAAGAGGAUUCUUACCCCUUUUACCACUUGCCUUCUGAUCACGAGAUGCAACAAGAGAUCCAAGACCACAGCAUGGCAGAAGAAGACUUUCCUGAUGAAGACUUUGAUGAUCUUCCCCUGGACGAGUUGGACAGUGUGAUUUUUCAGCAAACUACAAAUGUUGCAGAGCAGUCUGACAAAAAUCAUGGGAGCACACCACAAAAUAACAGCAGAAUAACAGGAAAUCCUAACAGUUUGGACAGAGCAACAAAAGCCCAAACUGCUCAGUUUGAGCAGCACACUGUGCACAGUGGCUCAGGGUCACGGUUUGGUUCUAGCAACUCCAGAUCCGUCACACAGAAAAGAGACUACCAAGGCUGUACUAAAGGAGCUACAGGGCAGUUGGCCACAGCAAGUUCCACACCUCUCUUUUCCCCAGCAGCUUUAGAGCCAUCACAUGAAGAAGAGUUUAUGACCAACGAUGAGAGCAUUUUUCUGGAUGAGGACAUGGACUGCUUUCUUGAAGAGGCAGAAACCUAUGGAGUCAAACCUGGGAGUACUGGAGGGCCAAAUCAGCUCCCUGUUCAACAAGGACCUAGAAAAGACAAAGAGAACGCUACCAACAAAACAGAAAGUUCAGGGUCUACAUACACACUUACAAGUGAAUCAUCAAGUAGUGCAACAGAUCACAGCUCACACAGCACAACUCGGGGGCCAACCUCAAACAUUGCAAACUAUGAAAGGCUUUCUGCUAAAAAGGAUCCACAGAGUGGCAGCACAGUCCCCACUCUGACCUCUCCACCUUUUACAUACUUGUGCCUGUUAGAAGAGCUGAUGUCCAAACCACAUCCCCACACCACCGAGAUCCGUGUCAAAGCUUUCAUCGUGACUCUCUUGGGGAAACUCAGCAGCAACAACGGCGUUUGGAGUGUCUGUGCAUCAAUAUCUGAUGGAACUGGCUACCUGGAUGUGGAGUUGUCCAAUGAGGUUUUGACAGGCCUGCUGGGCUUCUCUGUGGCGGAGAAGGCGGCUCUGAAGCGUGACCCAGCCCGGAGAGGUGAGCUUGAUGCUGGGAUGAAGAGAUGUCAGGAAGAGCUGGUGGACAUGUGCUGUGUUAUGACCAUCGUGGUUAAACCAGAGGGCAGAAAACCUGUGGUUGCCAAGGCUGACCAGGUCAAUGAGAAAGUACUCCAGGAGCUGGAGAAGAGGGUGAGAGACAGGAGAAAAUAAACACAGAGGAGAGGUUUAGGGGAAGUGGGUGAAAAUUGCUGGUAGCACAGAAAUAUAUUGCUCUUGAGUAGAGAUGAAAAAUUGCCAACAAAACCGAAGCAAAUAUAACACUUCACAUCAGCAUUCCCUUAAAAGUUUCCCUUCAUGGAAUGAAACUAAGGGUUUUUUUUUUAGGAUUGGUGAUCAACCUGCACUUCUUCUUCAGAUUUGGGGAGCAGAAUGUGUGAACUGGAUGUCUGAUAAUCAGCAAGCAGUGUGUUGCAAUGCAUCCCAUCUGGUAUAUGUGAAUGUGACAUUCUGUCAUUUGUCAUUAGAGGAUUUCAUUCAUCUAUUUAGAGAGCUAUUUCCUGCUUGAAACGCACUGCAUCAUCGCCAAGCAAAGUAAACAAAUGAAAGAUGGCACAUUUUAUCUAUAGUAUAUAUUUUUGAGUGGUUAUCAGCACAUUAAUGCAUACAAUCCAGAGUUGAUUAUUUCAAAUUGUUUAUAACAUUUAAAACUAUCCAAAGAUAAGAGUGAGGCAUUGAGUUGAGAGAAGGGAAUGGAGGGGGAAAAAUAAUUCCUACUCUGAUUAUUGUAAUGAAUUUCCAGCCUUUGCAUUCAUUCAGUGCACCCAUUACUUCUGACUGAAAAAUGAUUGAAUAUCCAAGGGCAGCAUUGGUCUUUAAUAAACUCCCCCAGUUGUGAUUGAGAGGAAAGGAAGAUAAAGGAGAGGCCAUGAGCUUCGAUUAUUUCCGUUCAUUAUAGAGCCUCAUCUAUGUUUUUGUCUUCAUUGAACACAUAUACCACAAAUGAUGCUUUGCCUGUAUUUAUUGUAUAUUGAAAUAAAAUUGUUCUGAAGGUUUUUAUAAUUUUCUGCACUUUAAUGAAAUGUGUGAAGUAGGGGUUCGCAUCUAAUUUUACCUUUCCUGUUUCAUUUGGUUUAUAAUAGUCUUAUUAAAUGCACCUUUGGGAUCGUAUUCACUGUUUAAGUACACAUAAUAGUAAUUAAAAGUAGCCCUGCAGUGUAAUCUGUUCUUGUAGCUCUGCAUAGAAGGAGCCAGAGAUCUCUUGUUAGGAAAAAAAAAUCUCAACAAUUU